This is a messenger RNA of Mesorhabditis spiculigera, 1431 nucleotides long. The record is from the annotation of a GenBank genome assembly. NCBI's taxonomy places the organism in Eukaryota, Metazoa, Nematoda, Chromadorea, Rhabditida, Rhabditidae.
AUGAGCUUGAGUUCCGAGUUAAAAAGGGAUGUUCUGAGGUGGGGCGCCCCAGAAGUCCACGCGUGGCUGGUUAGCAUAGGUUUCGAGCGGUACGCCCAAUUGCUCGCCGAUGAGCAUUCGAUUGAUGGAAAGACGCUUUUGUUACUGAGCGAGGACGAUCUACGGGAAAAGCCGCUGCAGUUGAACAACCUCGGCGACAUCAAGCGGUUAGGGUUUGAGAUUGCCCAGUUGCGAAGCAGAUACAAUGGCUUUCAUGUCAACCCCAAAUCCCCCAGCGAGGACGUGCUCCUCUGCGUCGAUUACGAAAAGACAACCGAUGUUCAGGUGGCCGGGAAAACGGUGCCGAUCAAGACGAUAGAUACGGCAAUUGUAACAAAUGACGAGCUUGCCGACACGCUCAGCGCUUGCGGCGAUGUGCACGGUAUUCACUUGAUCUCGCGGGAGGAGUUGAUACGAUCUGUCGAGUCCCCCGACACCGCAUUCAAAAGUUUCGCCAAGCUGGCGAUCGCCUUCAUCUACUGCCUCGGCUCGCUGCUCAUCACCGCUUUUGUUAUGGUCAUCGUUCACGAUCGAGUCCCAGAUAUGAAAACCUACCCACCACUGCCAGACAUUGUGCUCGACAAUCUACCGCUUAUUCCCUGGGCUUUUGACAUGGCGGAGAUGAUCGGCCUCGUUUUGUGUACAAUCUGGGGAUGUGUGUUGCUCUUUCACAAGCAUAGGGUAGUCGUAGCCCGCCGAAUGUUCUCAAUGGUCGGCUCGGUAUUUCUGCUCCGUUGUAUCACGAUGCUCAUCACCUCACUCUCCGUGCCCGGCGUCCAUUUGGAAUGUAGAGCAAAAAGUUACGGGUCGUUGAAGGAAAAGUUCUGGCAGGCUUACCUGAUUUGGUCGAGGUUUGGCAUGUCGAUACAGGGAGUUCGCUCGUGCGGCGACUACAUGUUCAGCGGCCAUACGACAACAAUCACACUGCUCAACCACUUUAUUACAGAAUAUACGCCAGCCUCGUGGACUCAACUACACACUUUGACGUGGGUGCUGAACCUCUUCGGCAUCUUCUUCAUCCUCGCCGGCCAUGAGCACUAUUCGAUCGACGUUUUUAUUGCGUUCUACAUUUCGUCGAGAAUGUUCCUCUACUACCACGCCUACGCCUACAAUCACGCCAAUUUGACGGCCACCGACGAUCGGAUGAGGCUGUGGUUCCCGCUUGGGUGGUUCUUUGAGGCCGGCUCGAAGGGAAAGGUUAUCAACGAGUACGAGUUCCCGAUCUCGUUUCCCAAGUUCCGGAAGCGAUCUACGGAAGAGCGACCGUCUAGCGCCGAGCGGAAAGAGCUGGAGAUGAUAAAAGAUCCGAAAAACAACAACACUUCCGACAACACCCACCAACACACCAAUGGCACCACAAAACCCCGCCAUCGCAAGGGCCAGCGAAAAGAA